Molecule: messenger RNA, 261 nt
Organism: Lottia gigantea (owl limpet)
Lineage: Eukaryota; Metazoa; Mollusca; Gastropoda; Lottiidae
Exons: 3
Biological process (GO): nucleophagy; autophagy of mitochondrion; C-terminal protein lipidation
Cellular component (GO): phagophore assembly site membrane; cytoplasm; Atg12-Atg5-Atg16 complex
Source: RefSeq, a predicted model, not a curated record
GUUGAUGUGUUAUUAAAACCAGCAGGAGAUGCACCCAUUAUGAAGAAAAAGAAAUGGGCUGUAGACCGAAACAAAGCUGUAGGAUGGGUCAGUGAAUUUAUCAAAAGAUACCUUAAAUUUACUGCAACAGAUUCUUUGUUUUUAUAUGUUAAUCAGUCAUUUUCACCUUCACCAGAUACAGAAAUAGGAGUUUUAUUUGAUUGUUUUGGAAGUGAUGGAAAGCUAGUUCUACAUUACUGUAAAACACAAGCCUGGGGAUGA